ACUUCCUGAGAGUGCAUGUUUUCAUGUGGUUGCGAAAUGUUCCUGAAAGCUGGCGAAUCCGGAGCCGAGCGACAAACGGCCCCUUCUUGCCCUGUAACAGAUAUUGAAUUACUAUGCGUAUUUUGUAAUGGUUAUAACAUACACAUGAUGAGUAAGUGCUAGGUAGCUGGCAAAGGUCGUCGCGCAACAACAACAGACGAGCUAUGGCCCAAGCUCGCCAGCCGCUGGCGCUGAGCCUAGCAGGGUUCCAGUUCUCAUACCGUAGCAGCUAUUUUGACUGGAGGCUGCUGCACGGCAUAGAUGUGGACACUGUGAUUCGGCUCACAGACGUCAAGGCGGUGGAGGACUGCCUGGACACGCUGCAGCAUGGCAGCUUUGGUGUGGAGCGCGACCGCCUGUCGCCCGCCAACUGCGUGCAGCUGUUUCGGAUGCUGCAGCUGUCCAUUGAGUACUGCGCGCAUCUGCGGGCGGCCCACGCGUUGCUGCUGGACUGCUACAAUAGCGCCACGCAGGCGGCGGAGGGCUGGAAGGCGGCUGCCCGGGCGUACCUGGAUGCGGGGUCGGUGCUGGUGCAGGACAGCGUGGCGGUGGGCGCCAUCAGCAGGCCCGCGCUGGACGCCACGGAUGCUGCCAAGAUGGCUCUUGAGGGUGCAGACAGGGAGUACAAUGCAGCCCUGGAUGCGCUGGAGGCUGAGGACUCGCGCGCGCGGCACUUCCGCUUCCGCAAGCAGCGCACGGAGAUGUCGUGGGUCACCCUGCACGCCGCGGACGCCGACCGGCUGGUGGCGGCGCUGGACGUGGCGGCGCUGGAGGCGCUGCUUCCCAACCUGACCUACGGGUGCAUCACCAACGAGGACGACGAGCAGCUCACGCCGCACCACUUCGCGCAGAUCAUACCGCUGGCGCAGGCGGGGCUGGACUACACGUUGUGGCAGGCCAACGCCACGGGGGCACUCCUGGAGCAAGCCAUGGCGGUGCUGCAGGCCUCCUGCGGCGACAUCCCGCUGCUCACCUCCGCCACACAGGAGAUGCACAACAACAUCACCUCGCUGCUACUGGAGGCGCAGCAGGCGGGCGUGGGCGCGGUGGGGCCCAGCGGCGGCGGCGGCGCGGGCGGCUCUCCGCUGGCCGGCGCCCUGAGCCUGGGCGGCGCGGGCGUCACCGGCGCCUCGCUGGAGGCCGCAUACGGCGGGUCCGGGGGCCUGGGGGCGUCCGUCACCAGCGCGCAGCAGCCCUGGACCUCCACAUCCGUGGAGCUGGGGCAGUCGGUGCAGUAUGCCGGCAGCGGGCGGUUGGGCACGCCGCAGCCCCUGCGCACCAGCACGCCCACCUUCAUGGCGGGCCGCGCCGGCAGCGGCAGCACCGCCCAGGUGCUGCGGCUGGGGGGCGGCGGCGGCGGCGGCGGCGCGGGGCCGUCGCGGUUCGGCAGCGUGGGCUUGGGCCUGGGCGGGCCCGCUUCCCGGCGGCUGUCGGCCAGCAUGGCGAGCGGUACGCUGGAGGAUCUGCUGGCGGCGGCGGGCGGGGCGGGCGGCGGCGGCGGCGGCGAGCUGCACCGCAGCACCGCUGAGCUGUCUUUUAAGGUGGAGGCUAUCGAGCACGACCUCAGGAUGGAGCGCAGUAAGACGGAGGAGAUGCGCCGCAUCCUGGCCGACAUACGCGAGCGCCUGAACCAGCAGCACUCGCAGCCCGGAGGCGCGGUGGCGGCUGCGGGCGGCGGCCUGGGCCUGACGUCGUCGCAGUCGCUGCAGAGCCGCCACCACCGCCAGCCCUCCGGCGGCGUUGCAUCCCUGGCAGGCGGCUUGGGGCACGGGCUGGGUGGCGGCGGCGUCACGGGCGUCACCGACUCCGUCACCUUCCCUGCGGGUGGCGGCGGCGGCAGCGGGUCGCCGUUCCUGAACCCGCCCGCCGCCUCCGCGGCCCUGGUCGGUGGCGGCGGCGGCGGCGGUGUGGGCAGUAGCAUCAGCGGGUUCGGGUCGUUCCACCUGGGGCCGGGCUCGCCGCCGCAGGGGCAAGCAGGCGGCGGCGGCGGCGCGGGGUUGGGGCCGUCGCGCUUCGGCGGCAGCACCGCGGGCGUGAGCUACCCGCAGUCGUCGCCGCAGCACCCCGACCACAGCUACCACUCGCCCGCCAAAGUGCGAGUGUUUGUGGACGAGGACGCCAUUCGCGAGCACGAGCAGCAGCGGGCCGUGGACCUGCUGGCCAAGCAGGCGGAGCGGCUCAAACAGCAGAUGCUUCGGGAGCACCAGGAGCGCCGCCAGGCCACUGCCGCUGCCGCCAGCGCCUCCAACCUGCACCUCAACCUGGCGGAGCUGGGGAUAGGCGGCGGCAGCGGCGCGGGCGGCGGCGGGCUGCAGCGGCUGCAGCGGGAGGAAGGAGCGCAGCGGCGGAGUCGCGGCGUGAGCAGGGACAACUCGCGGCGCUCGGUUCGGCACUCCAGCCCCUCCGGCCGCGCCGCGAACCACGGCUCGCGCCACGGCGGUGCCAGCGGCAUGUCGGGCGACUACAGCUCGGAUCCCGAGUGGGCCAUGCUGGCAGCGGCGGCAGCCAGCACGGGCGGCGGAGGCGGCGGCGCGGGCAGUGGCGCCGGGCUAGGGGCGCCGGCGGCGACGGGAGCAGCGGGAGUGGGCGCGGGCGGAGGCAAGGGCGCAAGCAGGCCGCCCAAGCCGGGCCUGUCCCGCCUGUCCGGCCCCACCGCCAUCCACGGCUCCCUCGGUGACCUCACGGCAGUGGCCUCAUUCGGCGGCGGUGGCGGCGGCGGCGCAGCGCCGCAGGGCGGGCGGCGAGCCUUGGGCCUGGGCGGCGGCCCCAGUUCCGGCGGCCCGCACGGCUCCAUCUCAGCCGGGCCCAGUGCGCGGCCGGGGCACCUGCGUAACGGGCCCGCGCUGGUGCUCGACGGCGAUGACCCGCUGGCCCUGCCCCCGCCUGCGCUCUUCUCUGCGGAGUCACCCACUGCCGCGCCCAGUGCCUACGGCGCCGCCGCGCUACCUCCACCCCCUGCCUCCUCCUCCUCCCAUCCCCAGCACCCGCCGCAGUACCAGGUGCCGCUGCCCGCGGGCCUGCCGCCGCCCGCGCGCUCGCCACCGCCGCCGGCCUCCCACUCGCUGCCGUCCGCCCAGCACUCGUCCAUCAUGGCCGCCGGCAGCGCCUUCGGCUCCAUAUCCCUGGUGGGCCAGGCGGCGGACGCCGCCGCCGCGUCAGCGGCAGCCGCCGCAUCUCGACAGCGCUCCUUCAAUGACGGUCGCGCCUCUGGCGGCCACAGCCACAGGCCACCUGGGCUAGGCUACGGCGGCGCAGCGGGAGCGGGAGGGCCACUUGCGGAGGGCAGGAUAGUGCCGGGCUCGGCGUCAGCAGGGCCCAGCAGCGGCGCCUCCAAAGCGUCUAGCUUUUCGGACUCGCGGCCCUCACCGGGGUCGCACCUGGGUUUCCAGAUGCCGCCGCCGUCAUUGUCGGGACGCGUGGCGUCGGCAUUUGCGAUGCUGCCGGGCGCGGGGGGUGGAGCUGGAGGCGGUGGAGGUGGCGGGGGCGAGUUUGAUGCGUCGGGGGUGGUGGCGGCGGGCAUGGGCCGGCGGUGAUAGGGGGAAGGGCUGCUGGCGGUGGUCGAAGACGAGUACGGUACUAAUGUAGAAACGGGCACCAGUGCCCAAGUGUACAUGCGAACUGUAUUGACCAUGCUAAUACGAAUGACGGAGACCGUUUGGACUGCCAACGGGCUGACUGUGUCUCUUCAGGGGAUGCAUGUAGAUUGUGGGCCGCGUGUGAUUCCAUCCGUGUGUGUGCGCAUGUGUACCUACGAGCUACCGGGUG
Molecule: messenger RNA, 3804 nt
Organism: Chlamydomonas reinhardtii
Lineage: Eukaryota; Viridiplantae; Chlorophyta; Chlorophyceae; Chlamydomonadales; Chlamydomonadaceae
Exons: 19
Coding region: 204-3572 (1122 amino acids)
Cellular component (GO): cytoplasm
Source: RefSeq, a predicted model, not a curated record